Messenger RNA from Aspergillus mulundensis, 1734 nucleotides. RefSeq names its product acyl--CoA ligase. Lineage: Eukaryota; Fungi; Ascomycota; Eurotiomycetes; Eurotiales; Aspergillaceae. The coding region runs from base 1 to 1734 and encodes 577 amino acids. The transcript is spliced from 6 exons. Gene Ontology annotation, molecular function: CoA-ligase activity. The record is from RefSeq and is a predicted model, not a curated record.
AUGGUCUUCACUUCCUCGAGUCCGGCGGUGCUACCGCCUAUCCCGGACAACAUUCCGAUCAGCCAGUUCAUGCUCACAGAGGCCAAUGGCCGAUAUCCCUUAGCCAAAGCACGAGACCCAUUUACUUGUGGUCUCACGGGAAAGACGUACUCGACCCUUGAGGUAAAGGACAGGGUCCAGUACAUGGCGCGUGCUCUCGCGAAGGCGCUUAAUUGGGAGCCCAACAGGGGCUCAGAAUGGGACAAGACACUCGUCAUCUUUAGCGUGAAUACGAUCGACACGUUACCUCUGGGUUGGGCAACGCACGAGCUGGGCGGAAUUGUUUCUCCCGCUAACGCGGCCUACUCCGCAGAGGAGCUCAAGCACCAGCUGCUAGAUUCGAAGGCGAAGGCUUUGUUCACAUGCGUUCCGCUUCUUCCUACGGCGUUGAAGGCGGCAUCUGCUGCAGGGUUGCCGAAGGACCGCAUUUACCUGAUCGAUGCCUUGCCCGACAGCGGCAAGAUUCCGACGCAAUACAAGACACUCUCGCAGUUUGUCGAGGAAGGGAAGUCUCUCCCGAAGCUGGAGAAACUGAACUGGCGUGCUGGUGAGGGUGCGCGGCGGACUGCCUAUCUGUGCUAUUCAAGCGGAACUUCUGGAUUACCUAAAGGAGUGAUGAUCUCGCACCGAAACGUCAUUGCCAAUGUUCUGCAGAUGGCGGCCUUGGAGAAGUCCUGGCGUGACACCAAGAAGAACGCCGACGGAAGCUACUAUAGCGACGUAUUGCUGGGCCUCCUUCCCCAGAGCCAUAUCUACGGACUGGUCGUUAUCUGCCAUGCCGGCACCUUCAGAGGUGACCAGGUCAUCGUUCUCCCCAAGUUCGAGUUGAGGACGUGCUUGGCUGCUGUUCAGAAGUUCCGGAUCUCUGUGCUGUUUGUGGUUCCUCCGAUCAUCAUCAACAUGCUUCGCAGCCCAGAUGUCUGCGCCGAGUAUGAUCUCAGCUCGGCAGUGGCCCUCUUAACAGGAGCAGCGCCUCUUGGCCAAGAAACAGCCCUUGACUUCCAGAAAAUGUACCCGAGGGUUGCUAUUCGCCAGGCAUACGGUCUUACCGAAACAGCAACGGUCGUUACAGCCACACACUUCGACGACGUGGUGCUCGGAUCUUCUGGUUGGCUCAUUCCGGGCGUGGAGGCACGCAUAGUGACUCCAGAAGGGGUGGAAGUCACCCAGUACGACACUCCCGGUGAGCUUUGGAUCCGAGCCCCUGGUGUCGUUCUCGGCUACCUCAACAACGAGAAAGCUACCAAAGAGACCUUCAUCGAUGGAUGGAUGCAUACCGGUGAUGAAGCCGUUAUUCGAAAGAGCGACAAGGGCAAGGAACAUGUGUUCAUUGUCGACCGAAUCAAGGAGUUGAUCAAAGUCAAGGGUCACCAAGUCGCCCCAGCCGAGCUUGAAGCUCAUCUCCUUACCCACCCGGCAGUCGCGGAUUGCGCUGUCAUUGCCAUUCCCGAUGACGCUGCCGGCGAAGUUCCAAAGGCGAUCGUCUCUAAAUCGGCCGAGGCCGGGCCAGACGACGAAGCGACAAUCAAGUCAAUCCUGAAAUACGUGCAAGACCACAAGGCGCGGCAUAAGUGGCUAAAGGGCGGCGUCCGGUUCAUCGAGACUGUGCCCAAAAGUCCCAGCGGGAAGAUUCUUCGACGACUCCUUCGUGACCAGGAAGCAGCAAUACGCAGACAAGCCGGCCCCAAGCUAUAG